CAUUCUGUGCCCAGUUCCAGUGGCCGGAGCUGGAGCCCACGGGCUGGCAGGAGCUGCCAGGGUGCCAGGCUGUGGCUGGCACAAGCUGUGACUUCUCCUCAGCCAUCUCAGAGUACUAUGAUGCCCACUACGUGCGUGUGAGGGCCCAGGCUGGGCCGCUGGUGUCCCCAUGGUCCCAGGUCCUGGAGAUGGUGCCAGAACAAGUCGCUCAGAUUGGUCCACCAGGACUGGAAUUGCAGUCCACAAAUGGAGUUGUAAAAGUUAUGGUUUCUCCUCCAGAAGCAAAUCAGAGGAAAAAAAUGUGGAUCAAUGACCUGACUUUUAAAUAUAACCUGGUCUUCUGGGAAAACUCCUCACGUGCUCAGCCCCAGAACAAAAGGAUUUUCCCUGUGGACACCAUUGAUGACCUUGCCCCAGACAGCACCUAUUGCUUCAAAGUCCAAGCAAAUCUGCCCAGCGAGGGCAAGCAAGGCCUGUUCAGCCCCCCCAGCUGUGUGAAAACCACCCAGAAAGUGAACGACCUCCUGUGUGCCACCAACCUGAGUGUCCUGGCUCUGAACAUGGAAUUCCACCUGCUCUGGAGCAGCCAGGAAAGUCAGGAUGUGACCUACAACGUGCAGUACCUGCUUGGCUUCUUGAAGGAUCUCAAUGAUGAUUACUCAGACAAGUGGCUCAGUGUCCCUGGGUGUGAGAGCAUCACCAGCUCCUGCUGCAACUUCUCCUCCAUCAUCACCGGCACUGGCUUUUAUCACCUGCGGGUGCAGGCCAGGGAGGGACACAACAAAUCCUGCUUCUCCAGGGAAGUCAAGGUGGAUCCUCUGAAAACAAAUGGAAUUGGCCCUCCUGGUGUAAGGCUGGACCUCAGUGACACUUUGCUCCACAUCCUUAUUUCUCCUCCAGGAGGAGAUAAGGAUGAAUUCAUGAGGGACCAUUAUGACUUGUCCUACAGGAUCCUCUACUGGAAGAAUUCCUCAGAUACGAAGGAGGAGGUGAAGCAGAAGGAGGUGAGGCAGACCAUAGCCACGGUGCCUGACGUGUCCCCCUCCUCGCUGUACUGUGUGCAGGUGCAGGCCUUCUCUGAGCCCUACAACAAGAGCAGUGCCUACAGCCAGCAGCAGUGCAUCCUCACCCCUGCAGGUACACCUUUAGCUCUGAUCAUUGCUGGGAUUUUCCUGGGUGCCCUGCUGGUUGUCCUGCUGGUGGCUGCUCCUCUUGUUUUUGUGUUCUACCAAGCCUACAGCAAAAUCAAAUACGUGUUCUUCCCCUCCUGCCAGCCCCCCCUGAACAUCGAGGGGUUUGGAGGGCAGCCCUUGAGCAGCCCCUACCUGUCAGCUGCAGCAGAGGAGGCCGUGGAGCACUGCUGUGUGAUUGAGUCCAUGGUCACAGAGGAGGGAACUCACAUCGUGUUCUCAGACUACAAACAUUCCACCCACAGCAGCCGCGACUCGGGCAAUUACUCCAACGACGACAACACUUCUGGGAGCAAGGGAUCCAGAGAAACACUGGAGAGGGAAAUCAUGUAACUGUGGGAAAUCAGAACUCCUGGAUGGGAUUGUCAAUUCACAGACACUUCAAACCUCUUUGUGAUGGAAGGCCCAGCCUGAGGGGACACUGUGACCUUUGGGGUGCUGAGGGGGACACUGUGACCUUUGGGAUCCUCAGGGGGACACUGUGACCUUUGGGAUCCUAUGGGAGUCACUGUGACCUUUGGGGUCCUCAGGGGGACACUGUGACCUUUGGGGUCCUCAGGGGGACACUGUGACCUUUGGGAUCCUAUGGGAGUCACUGUGACCUUUGGGAUCCUAUGGGAGUCACUGUGACCUUUGGGGUCCUAUGGGGACGCUGUGACCUUUGGGAUCCUGUGGGGAUCACUGUGACCUUUGGGAUCCUAUGGGGGUCACUGUGACCUUUGGGAUCCUCAGGGGGACACUGUGACCUUUGGGAUCCUCAGGGGGACACUGUGACCUUUGGGGUCCUAUGGGGAUCACUGUGACCUUUGGGGUCCUAUGGGGGACACUGUGACCUUUGGGGUCCUAUGGGGGACACUGUGACCUUUGGGAUCCUCAGGGGGACACUGUGACCUUUGGGAUCCUCAGGGGGACACUGUGACCUUUGGGUCCUCAGAGGACACUGUGACCCUUGGGGUCCUCAGGGGGACACUGUGACCUUUGGGGUCCUAUGGGGACGCUGUGACCUUUGGGGUCCUAUGGGGAUCACUGUGACCUUUGGGGUCCUCAGGGGGACACUGUGACCUUUGGGGUUGCUGGGUUUGGGUUCCCAGAGCUGCCCUUGCUGGGGGAGCUGCUCAGGCCUGGCUGGGAAUGACCCCAGUGUCCCCAGCCCAGCCAGGGCUGUCCCCCUGCACCAGGAGCAGCUUUGAGCUCUUCUCUACUUGAAGCUGUGAGCUGGGCACCCCUGCCUGCUCCAGCAGAGUUCUGUGUGGGGUCACUCCCACAGCGUUUACACAGCCAGAGGAACCCAUGCUGGACACAAUCCUGUGGCAUUGCCACUGCCAGCCCCUGCUUGGCCAGCAGGUCCUGAGCUAAAGGUGCCAAGGGAGCAAGAGGAGCAGCAGUGAGGAGCCUGGGGUUCCUCAUGGGGUUCCUCACAGGAUUCCUCAGGAGGUUCCUCACAAGAUUCCUCACAGGGUUCCUCAGGAGGUUCCUCAGGAGGUUCCUCAGGAGGUUCCUCAGGGGGUUCCUCACAGGAUUCCUCAGGAGGUUCCUCAUGGGGUUCCUCACAGGGUUCCUCAUGGAUGUGUCUGGGAAUGUUCCCAGUGCUUGUUCCAUGUCUCACUGCCCAUCCCUGGAAUGUCCCAGGCCAGGCUGGACCCUGGGGCUGGGAGCAGCCUGGCACAGUGGGAGGGGUCCCUGCCAUGGCAGGGGUGGGUUGGGAUGAGCUUUGAGGUCUCUCCAAGCUCAUUCUGGAGUUAGCAGGACCUGGUGGAAUUUAGGAGAUGCCUUUAGCAGAGGGCUGAGCUUGGCACUCAGAGCUUUCCCUGUUUUGCCAACAGACUUUUCCUUGGACAAUCAGGAUGUGCUGCAGUAGCAUUUCAGUUUUCAUAUCCCGUGUUUGCCAUGCUGACUCCACUGUCUUCCAGAGCUAUUUUUUUUUAAGUCUCUUAUUUUUUUAUGAAGAAACUGCUUUGGGGUCAGCUGUGUUUGAGCAUCCCGUGGACUGCUGUUGUUUGUUCUCUCUAGGAACUCUUGGUGUUUAUAUAUCUUUUUUUUUUAAUUUUGAAGAUACUACCUAAUUUUAUAAAUUUCCUAUCGCUGUGUUCAUUGAAGAACAUAAUAAAUUUUGCACAUUUGCUUCUUA
This is a messenger RNA of Melospiza melodia melodia, 3318 nucleotides long. It is a transcript of the gene IFNAR1, whose product is annotated as interferon alpha and beta receptor subunit 1. The record is from RefSeq and is a predicted model, not a curated record. Gene Ontology annotation, biological process: type I interferon-mediated signaling pathway. The coding region runs from base 189 to 1523 and encodes 444 amino acids. The transcript has 10 exons. NCBI's taxonomy places the organism in Eukaryota, Metazoa, Chordata, Aves, Passeriformes, Passerellidae. Gene Ontology annotation, molecular function: protein binding; type I interferon receptor activity. Gene Ontology annotation, cellular component: plasma membrane.